Verruconis gallopava is the source of this 900-nucleotide messenger RNA. RefSeq lists its product as uncharacterized. The record is from RefSeq and is a predicted model, not a curated record. Bases 106 to 660 code for a protein of 184 amino acids. The transcript has 3 exons. NCBI's taxonomy places the organism in Eukaryota, Fungi, Ascomycota, Dothideomycetes, Venturiales, Sympoventuriaceae.
CUCGCCGCUGCCCCUCUCAUGCAUGGACGGAGGUGUUCCCAGCCAAGCGUUGCCAAAUCAUUAAACGACUCGAUGACUCAAGCAGCGCAGCCGCUAUAGGUAUUUAUGCGUCUCCGCGAAAACUCCACCUCCCACCAUACUAUUUUCUUUGCAAUGACCACGUCCCAGAACGGUCCGGUAUACUUCUGGCACGCGGAUGGCGAGAAUGGCCAUUUCGGGCAGUGGUAUCGUGCGCCGUGGGAGCACGAGGGAGUAAGAUAUGAGACGGCCGAAAUGUGGAUGAUGGUUCAAAAGGCGAAGCUUUUCAAAGACGAGGUCAUUGCGGCUCAGAUGGCGGCGACGACGGACCCAAAGAAGCACAAAGCCUUAGGCCGUAAAGUGAAAGGCUUUGAUGGAAAAGUGUGGGACCAGCAUAAGCUCGCCAUUGUUGAAGAAGGUAACUACUGGAAGUUCACCAAAAGCGAGGACGCAGCGAACCUUAAGCGGCUACUUCUGGAAACUGGAGACAGGGAAAUCGUCGAGGCCUCGCCGCUUGACAAAAUCUGGGGCAUAGGCUUCGGUAAAGAAAAUGCAGAGAAGAACAGGGCUAGGUGGGGUCAGAACCUGCUUGGAAUUGCGCUCAUGAAUGUCAGACGGCGGCUGAGAGAAGAGGAGGCGUAGAUCUUCGAACGAAGCGAUGCGGUCGGGAAAUUUCGAGAAUUAUUUACUGCGAUCACACAGUUUGCAUGACCAGGGGGGGAAAGAAAAAUAAGAAGAAUAAGAACUUACACAGAUGGCCAGGCAGCCUGGACAGUACAGUAUGCCGCAGAAAUCAAAUGCUACAUCUUCUGAAGGCAGCCUCGAAUUUCGACAUGGCUACUGGCCGGGCUUCCCCUUAUGUUUAAUCAGCAGUCUACGUAU